Molecule: messenger RNA, 3206 nt
Organism: Tripterygium wilfordii
Lineage: Eukaryota; Viridiplantae; Streptophyta; Magnoliopsida; Celastrales; Celastraceae
Product: flowering time control protein FPA-like
Exons: 4
Coding region: 158-2941 (927 amino acids)
Molecular function (GO): RNA binding
Source: RefSeq, a predicted model, not a curated record
CCGGACCCUGCAAAAGCAAAAGAAAAAAACUCCUAAGCACAAUCGCUGUUGUACACAAUCACUCGGGAAUUCUCAUCUCCUCUUGACACUCAAUCUCUUAUCUCAUCCUCUCUAUCAUAAUCAACCAGAAAGAUUCGUAGUCUUUCUCUCAAUCGACAUGACUAGUCGAGCAAGGGGAGGAAGCAGGGAACGGUCCCGAAGAAACCACCAGGCGUCGCCGCAGGAGAAGUCUCUCGGAAGCAGCAAUCCGCCGUCGAGGCACCUGUUUGUGGGGAAUCUCGCUCAAAAUAUUGUGGAGAGUGAUUUGACUCGUUACUUUUUGCGCUUCGGCGAGCUCGACAGUGUAGCAUUCCUGCCAGGUCGAAGCUAUGCUUUUAUUAAUUUUCAGAGAGAGGAGGAAGGCAUUGCUGCGAUGAGGGCGCUCAAUGGAGUCCCGCUUGCGGGCAAUCCGCUUAGGGUUGAGUUUGCAAAGUCGGAUAAGUCAUCAACAACAUUGCCUGGCGAAGAUUACUUGCAACGUAGAGAUGAGCAACAUUCUGCCUCAAGAGGAUCCCCUUUCUUUCAAAGAGAUUCUAGGGCAUUCUAUUCUAGUCCAGAUCCCUUUUACCCUGACAAAUCAAAGUCAGGAGAUAGAAAUGAAGAACCUAGUGAGGUGUUAUGGAUAGGUUUUCAUUCUUUAUUAAAAGUAGAUGAGAUGAGUUUAAGGAAAGCCUUCUCCCCAUUUGGUGAGAUUGAGAAGAUCACGGUUCUCCCAGGUCGAGGUUAUGCAUAUGUUCAGUUUGGAAAUAUAAUGUCAGCUUGUAGAGCUAAAGAAACACUCCAAGGGAAAUUAUUUGAAAAUCCUCGUGUACAUAUUUGUUUUGCAAGGAGUGAAACCGGCCCAUCGAACAGUGGAAGGGGCUCAAUGAAUGUCCAAUUUUCCCCGCAUUUGAAGUCCAACGGUAGCCCAGGAUCUUCUGACAACUUUCGAUGGAACCGGAAGGGUGGGAGUUUACAUGGAGAUCCCACCAUUGGUUCUCCUAGUUUUAGCUCAAGUUUGGAUCCUGUAGAUUCUGACGUGUAUGGUUUUAAUAGGAAAGAAGCUUCUUGGAAUGGUGAACAGUGGAGGCCUGGAGACGUUAGGUUUGAACAAGGAUCAGCACAAGAUAUGUAUGAACGUCAUGGUAGUCCUACCAGAGAAAGAGAUGGUACCUUCCAUGGUUUUCCUCACAAAUUUCCUCAGAAUAGUUUAUUUUAUGAAGAUCAUCCUGACGUAUCAGAAGAUACCGAUUACUUUUGUGGAUUCAAGAAGUUGAAGUUUGGCACCUUUCCUCCCGAUGGGGAGCUUCCUGAGUAUCGUUCCUUGGAACAGAAGAAACAUAGUUUGCCGAGGGCAUUCUCUGAUUUCCCCCGACGUGAGACCUUUGACAAGAACAUCGAGGCUAGGCCUUUUGGAUACAAGCAGAUGCCUGACCAUCCAUUGAAUUCAGUUCUACCUCAUGAAGACACAAACGAUCUCUGGAAAGCGCCAUAUGAGAGUUUCCAGGCAGGUUCUGGUUCUUUGCUGUCAAAUCCUGUUGACGGGAAAAGAAUAACUCCUGAAUCAGACCGACCUGGUUUGAUGGAGUGGAAAUGGGAGGGGACUAUAGCAAAGGGAGGAACUACCGUCUGUCGUGCUCGCUGCUUUCCAGUGGGAAAAGUCAUGGACUUCAUAUUGCCUGAAUUCUUGGAUUGCAGUGCAAGGACCGGUCUAGACAUGCUUGCAAAGAAUUACUAUCAGGCCGCUAGUUCUUGGGUGGUUUUCUUUGUUCCCCACAGUGAUCCUGAUAUUGGAUUAUAUAACGAAUUCAUGCAUUAUCUGGGUGAGAAGCAGCGAGCAGCAGUUGCUAAGUUGGAUGACAAGACCACAUUGUUUCUUGUACCACCUUCUGAAUUCUCUGAGAAAGUACUAAAGGUACCUGGAAAACUGAGCAUUUCAGGUGUUGUUUUAAGGUUAGAGCAUUCCGGUUCCAGUUUGGGCCCCCCUCACCACCCGACUGAGAUAAUGGAUAGAAACUCGUUGCCUUUUCAUGUGGAGACGUCAUUUCCAAAUUCAACAAUACCUGCACGACCGUUCCCAUCCAUAACAUCUGUUCCGGAUUCGGGUAAACUGGCAAGUGACUUAUCAUUUGCUGGGAAUAUGGCUGCAUCAACUCCACCUGCGUCUUUCUCGAGUCCAGCCCAUGGUGUUGGACAUCUGUCUGACUCAUACAGCGAAAAUGGGCAUGACUAUCGAGUUCAUCAGCGGAGCUCUGCAUUAGGACCCAACUGGUCUCCUCACCAUAUACAGAACACAAAUUCUGGUACAAGAAAUGUGCCAUCACAAGCACCUAACAGUUCCAUUGAAAAUGGUCGGCAGAAUCACUCAAUCAUGCCAAGAGGUAUGCAAGAGACGAGCUCUACUCAUUUUGCAGGAGGAACAAGUACUCAAUUAUUUGGAAAUAGAAAGUUGUCGCUUCAGGAAACCAGACCUUUGGUUCCUUUAUCUACGCCUGCUGGGGCUCUGCAACCAGAACAAAUUGCACAGCUGGCAUCAUCUCUUCUUGGGCAACAAAAGCAGUCAGGAAGCAAUUACAAUGUCCCAACGGGAGACGAUAGUAAGCAAACACACACGGCAUAUUACUCUGACAACGAAUUCCGAACCAUGCAGAGAUAUGGAAUGCAGAAUGAUCAGGUAGCUUUUGACACUCCAACAUCUCAGUUUGUUCAAGUGCAGCAGUUGCAGCAUCAGCAGACAUCAAAUGUUCCUGCUACAAUGGCUCCAACUGUUCAAAGAGAAAUCCAGCCCACUGUUCAAGGGAAUUCACAGCUGCAGAGUACCGGAUCACGAGAAGCAGAAGAAGAUCCACAGAAACGCCUCCAAGCAACAUUACAAUUGGCUGCAUCCCUUCUUCAGAAAAUCCAGCAGGGAAAAGGAACUUGAUCUUAUGCAGACUUCAUGCUUUGACAACAAUCUGAAUGGCAAUUGACUAGAUUAGAGUUCCGAUGAGUUAUCAUUCAGAUCCAUUGGUUGGCCAGGGAUCGUGCUGAGUCCCUCCUUUGCGCCGUCUUACUUGACAAAGUCUUUUGCAAUUUUCAUUUUUCAUGUUUGAGAAUUUUCUUUGACCGGCGCCAUUCCUUCCACCCACGGCAGCAUAUGAACUGAACUCUGUUGGCUAUGAAUUUUGCCUUCAGAUGGGGAUAUGGGA